Molecule: messenger RNA, 674 nt
Organism: Diatraea saccharalis (sugarcane borer)
Lineage: Eukaryota; Metazoa; Arthropoda; Insecta; Lepidoptera; Crambidae
Source: the annotation of a GenBank genome assembly
GGUUCGACUGCUGCUGGGGUUAAGGCAUUUCCAAGAAUUUUAAAUAUAGUAUACCAUGAACUUCUUAGGUAUUUCCUAUAUAUGCCAUAGAUAUAAUCGAUCCACUUAGGUCCAGUGAUUUAUAUACUAAGUACUUAUUUAUUUAUUUAUGUUUUAGAUUUUUGGCUGAUAUGUGUUUUAGAAAACCUGUUAGUAAAAUUUAAGGCGGAGUACAAAACGUUGACAUUGUUUAAUGACAUUCCUGCUUCACAUCAAAGAGAACUUCAGAAAAUUAGGAAUGUCUCGGUUCAGAUUUGGAAGACAACAUGAAGGUUACCGGCUCCUGUCGAAUGACGAUAGUGGCUUCUCAGAUACACAGUUUGAAUUACCACCGCAGAAGAUUCCUUGGAAAGCAAUAAGCUUAGCUGCAUUUUUGUUCAUAGUUGGAACAGUGCUACUCAUAACUGGAAGUCUUAUAGUCACCGGUCACAUAGACACUAAAUAUUCAGAUAGGUUAUGGCCAAUGAUAGUUUUAGGUGGUAUUAUGUUUUUACCUGGUGCAUAUCACAUAAGAAUAGCAUAUUAUGCCUUUAAAGAAUAUCCAGGAUACAGUUUCACUGAUAUACCAGAAUUUGAAUAAGGAAUUUUGUAACUAAUUUAACUUUUGUAUUACUAAGUAUGAAUGACAAUUACCC